Molecule: messenger RNA, 1326 nt
Organism: Penicillium brevicompactum
Lineage: Eukaryota; Fungi; Ascomycota; Eurotiomycetes; Eurotiales; Aspergillaceae
Product: NAD-dependent epimerase/dehydratase family protein
Exons: 1
Coding region: 1-1326 (441 amino acids)
Biological process (GO): beta-D-galactose catabolic process via UDP-galactose, Leloir pathway
Cellular component (GO): cytosol
Molecular function (GO): UDP-glucose 4-epimerase activity
Source: RefSeq, a predicted model, not a curated record
AUGGUUGCUUCCACAUCAAUCUCUUCUUCAAGGGCGGACAGCCCUCAACGGUCCAGCACCGGCAGCCCCGUGGAGUCUCCAAUUGCCUUGGACACACCGGCAACUGAGGCUGGAGACCCAUUCGACAAUCUCGGAGACUUGUUGCGCAGACUGCCUUCUGAGAGCCACAUUCUUGUGACUGGAGGCCUCGGCUUCAUUGGAAGUCACACCACGCUCGAGCUGCUAAAGGCCAACUAUAAUGUCAUCGUGAUCGACAACCUCAGCAACUCAUUUGAAGUUGUUUUCGACCGUAUUAGAACUUUGGCUAAGAAGCAUCACGAAGAAAAUGGGACCAAAAUGCCAUCCUUGCGUCUGCAUGCACACGAUUAUCGUGACACCAAAGCUCUUCAACCGCUCCUCGAGGAGUACCGCGUGUCUUCGCGAUGGGGAACUCCCAAGUCAAGAAUCGCCGGAGUGAUCCACUUUGCGGCCUACAAGGCCGUGGAAGAAAGUAUUCGCAAACCACUGAAGUAUUACAACAACAAUGUCAGUGGGCUGAUUGACUUCGCCACAACUCUUGGAGACUUCGGCAUCAAGACUUUCAUUUUCUCCUCCUCGGCCACUGUGUACGGCACUCUUGCAACUUCAGGCCUUCCAUUGAAGGAAGAGCUCUGUGUCCACAAGGAAGAAUUGUACACAGAUCACACAGGCACACAGCAAGCCAUCCAACCAGGAUGCACUGGAAUCACCAACCCUUAUGGGCGCACAAAAUGGAUGUGUGAAACCAUCCUGGCGGACUUGGCUGCCUCUGACUCCGAAUGGACCAUCGUUGCUCUUCGCUACUUCAACCCUGUCGGCUGUGACUCGUCCGGCCUGUUAGGCGAGGACCCGCGCCAGGCACCCACCAAUCUGCUCCCAGUAGUCGUCAAAGUCAUGACCGGCCAAUACUCCGAGCUGUCAAUGUUUGGAACAGACUGGGAGACUGAAGAUGGUACCGCUGUUCGUGAUUUCAUCCACGUGAGCGAUUUGGCUCGCGGGCACAUCGCCGCGCUCAGUUCUGCGAACGAGGGAAAGUUGACUGAGAACUUCCGUACGUUUAAUCUCGGCACCGGAAAGGGAAACUCCGUCAUGGACGUCGUCAGCACUAUGGAGUCCGUUAUUGAGAAGCCCAUUCCCCGACGGGCAGCACCGCGUCGGGAAGGUGAUGUGGGUGCGUGCGUUGCGGUUGUUGAUCGAUCGACCGAAGAGCUCCAGUGGAAAACUGAAAAGAGCUUGAAGGAUGCAUGCCAGGACAUCUGCAACUUUUUGGACAUCAGUGGUCUGUCAAAGCCUGUCAACGCUGUAUGA